This is a messenger RNA of Penicillium brasilianum, 213 nucleotides long. The record is from the annotation of a GenBank genome assembly. Lineage: Eukaryota; Fungi; Ascomycota; Eurotiomycetes; Eurotiales; Aspergillaceae.
AUGUGCCUGUCUGCGCCGCCGUCCUCGCUCGUCUCGACUUCUUUGGCCAACUUCCUGGUCAACCUCCCCUUGAUUACCUCUGAGAUCCACAGCGACCGCACCCCGACCAAAGCCCUCACCGUGACUGCAUAUCCCCUACCGACUCCCUCCACCUUGGCUUUCGACUUCGCGGUCGGCGAAGUGAUUUGGCUAGGGGUCCCGGGUCCGUCCUGA